Ornithodoros turicata is the source of this 3679-nucleotide messenger RNA. RefSeq names its product DENN domain-containing protein 2C-like. NCBI's taxonomy places the organism in Eukaryota, Metazoa, Arthropoda, Arachnida, Ixodida, Argasidae. Bases 180 to 2672 code for a protein of 830 amino acids. The record is from RefSeq and is a predicted model, not a curated record. The transcript has 17 exons.
UGUUCUGUUUUUGCCGCGUCCCAAAACAAGCGUAGACUGUAGACUUCCUGCCGCGAUGGACGUGACUGAGUAUGGGUAGCUGGUAUACUCCCAUUUUUGUAGGAUCAAAACGAUUUGUAUAAUCUAAUUUCGACAUAUUUAGUUCGCAACAUCGUCAAGUCGACGACGAUACGUGCAUCAUGAGCACUUACGCUUCUCCUUGGACAGAACGCGGGUCUGAUGGCUAUGCAACUCCGCGUAGACCCCAACGCCAAAAGAAAAGUUCCCCGUCAAGUCCACCACUGAACGGGGUAGCUUCACCGCACGUCCAGAAGAUGCGACAGAAAUUUGAGUUGCCCGAAGCACGGACACCAGCGAAGCAACUUCCAUGUAAGGGAAUAGCCAGGACAAGCGAGAGCGCACGGCGUGACGACAGUUGCCCAAGUAACCUGUAUAGUGAAGUCAGGAAAAAGCUGACUCCUGCUGGCUCCCACAACCGUCCUUCCGAUCAUCUCAAGGAUCCGGUGGUACCUGAUAAGGUGUGGAAGCGGAAUGCAAACUGCGUAAGCAGUUCGAGCCCAUCGAGUGUACGUGAAAGGGCGAAGAUUUACGAGACAGGCUUUCGGUUGCCUGCGAAUGAGUGUAGUGAUCGACGGACUAUGUCUGAAGAAAAACCUCCAAAGCCACCGGCACCGCUGAAGCCACCAAGGACAUUCGCACAUGACAUCUAUUCGAGAAAUAAGCUCGCAAAUGGAUCAAAUGGUCGUACGGCGCGCUAUGCACAGUUGUCUAGUCCAAAAGGUGUCGUUCCGAAGUGCGAGGCUCGGUCUUGGGUCUCGAAUGAGGUUGGACACGAGUACGACGAAGUUGAAGGGCCAUACGCGAAGCCCUUCGUCGAUCUAACGCAGACGACAGUGAGACCGGCGAGGUCUACAACAAACCUUCGAAGAAGUUUCAGUGAUGAACAUAUCUACGCAGAACCUGACAUGCUUCGGAAAGAAAACGGAAAUGUCUCAUCUAAAAAGGCAGAAAAGAAAAACCUACAUUAUAUGAGUACCCCAAUUGCUGGCUUGGCCGAAUACGGACAGCCCUCUGCAGCUUUCAAGGGAGACACAAAGAGGGCUCGGGCAUUUACGAGUCAGCAGAUACGAGACGUCAUUCACCAAUCAUUCUCGUCUGUGAAGAAGCACAUGCAGGGAACGGCGUCAAAGCCAGACGACCCAUGUGAUCCACAUGGUGAUAGCAGCAGUGAGGUAUCUGUGAAGGACGUCCAGCAGCGUUUGAUAUACGUUCGGUCAAUAAAAAAACGGGCGUAUGCGUGCUGUUCAAAUAGCGAUGGAGCUGCAAAGCCAAAGAUUCUGCAAAAUGCUCUCUUGGUUGGUUACGACAGGGUGAAUUCUAGGUUACCGUUGCAACCGGAGGUUUUCUAUAGGUUUCCAACAAAGUUGGACAACUUAGGGUUCGAUCCAGUUGUGAUUGCUCAUCUGUGCCUUCCAGUCCAACAUGGUUCUGUGCCUUCAGAGUCAAUGAAGAGCACUAUUUACUACUUUGGUUUAAGCAAGGAAAAUAGAGGGAUCAUGUUCUUCCACUGUUUGUACAUACCAAAUGCACAUGAGAUUUUGAGGCGGCGUAACAAGGGACCUGUUGUACUAUGUAUCGCGACCAGUGGUUGUGCUCCUGCAUUUUAUUGCAAGUUGUUACAUCACCUGGAAAAUCCUGUGCGCAGACUGUCAGAGGAAGGAUGGACAAUUCUAUUGAACAACCUUGCACAGCAGUCACUGCCUUCACCAGGAUGCAAGGCUGUAUACCAGAAACACUCUGUAGGCCAAGGCGAUGUCACCGUCGUUACAGAAAGACCACUUGACGACAGGUUUGAAUGGGCAAAGCUGACUCCACUGUUGGGUGUGCUGGAUAUUGACAUUCUUUUGCGAAUUGUUUCAACACUUCUUUCUGAGAAGCGAGUCAUGCUAGUCUGUGCCGAUUGCCAGCAGCUCUACCAGUGGGUGGAAGCUGUGGAAUCACUCCUGUACCCAUUCAAAUGGACCUUCACAAAGAUUCCAGUUGUUCCCAAGAGUCUGAUUAUCCAGUGUUCCUCUAUGGAGCCCUACUUGUUGGGCGUUCCUUCUUCACUUAUCCACACUGCAUUGGACAUCAUUAGCGGACCUGUAUUGGUAGUUGACCUGGACCAUGGGUCACUCCUGUCUGAUGGUGAAGAUGUCCAUACUGUUUUGCCCAACAAGCUGCAAAGGGCACUGUGCACUGCCCUGAGCCUUGCCAAAAAUAUGACAGAUCCGACAGAACGAGUUCGCGACAUGAUGAUAACGGAAGCCUUUGUGCGCAUGUUUGUUGAGAUACUGGGACACUGUGACUCGCACAUCUCUCUCCUUUCUAAUGGCACCUAUGCUUUCCAGAAAGAAGCAUUUAUGCGGAUGCCAUCCUCAAGAGGGGUUCAGAUGUUCCUUCAGUGGUUUGUGGAGACCCAGAUGUUUGAAUUAUUUCUUUCGGAACGUGCUCAAAGGGUGAGGCAGUUGCAGCGUACUCCACAUCACCACCUACUGCCGAAAGGUGUGUUCGAACGACGAGCAAAUGAAUACCAGUUAGACUGUGAGCAGUCUGGUAUGAGCUUAAAAGAGGUCAGCAAAAGGAUGAGGAAUUUCGGUGAAAAGCUGCGAAACCUAAAGAUGUUCCAGUGAACCAGCCAGACGAUGGGGGACACACAUUUCAUGGCUUCAUUACUUUAGGUUAUCAUUGUACUUUUACUACUAAAUACUGAUGUCUUGCUGCUUUUACUGAUGCUGGAAAUUAGUAGAGACCAAAUCUAAAGUACCUGCAUGUCCAUUAUCCCAUUUUAAAGUGUGUUUUAUGCUGAUUUAGUUUGAUUUCAAUUCAUAUCAUAGUUACAUGUUGACUCAUAGCAUGUGAUAUCUUCUAUCCUUUUUACCUUGUACAUAAUUUGGGGUAUUCUCAUUAUGCAUGUCAUUGCUUGUGGUAUAGCAUUAUACUUCUAGUGUUGUGAUUUUGAUGAGUACACGUCUAUCCGCAGAAGACAUUAUAGUGAAUCUGCUGAAGUUCUCUUCUGUCUGUAGAUGUACAUAUGUUUAUAAUGGGAUCAGUGAUGGUGAAAGACGGCAUUGCAAAUUUUUAUCUCGUAGCCUACCAAAAAUUUCAUGCAUGAUUAAAUGAACAUGCAUGUUUGCAUUUGUCUUUUUGUUUUUUUUCUUCAUCCAGAAAAUUCUAGCAUUGUUUUAGAUGCUACCACGCGUGCCUUAGCUAAAGUUUAAUGCAUGCAGAGUCGGCACAUGUGAGAAGCUGCUUGCAUAUACAUUUCCCUGAAGAAAUGUGUGAAUGUGUGAAAAAGGUUCUCUAUUUUUAUGUUUACACAGAGGAUGUCUAUUCUCGUUACCAUAUAUUUGCCUCUUACUAAGAUGAUCGAGUGAUAUUUCGUAAGCGCACUAAAAAAAUACUCCACAGUGUGGGCAGUAUACUUGGAGGGGGAGCAUCACAUCAACUAAUUUUGCACAUGACCAAUAUUUUCGUGGAAACCGGUGUGAUAUGUACUACACACUACCAUGACCAACAAAAGACUUUCUAUGGUGCCUCUAUAAUAUAUAUUGUUAAUUGAAGGUACCUCGCUUAACAUUCCAGUUCAAGUGGAUAUGAAUGCCAGAUUAAAUAAAACGAUGCUUUUGUUUCUUUUUAA